Molecule: messenger RNA, 2221 nt
Organism: Sinocyclocheilus rhinocerous
Lineage: Eukaryota; Metazoa; Chordata; Actinopteri; Cypriniformes; Cyprinidae
Exons: 5
Coding region: 178-1845 (555 amino acids)
Source: RefSeq, a predicted model, not a curated record
GCAUGGUAUCAAGAACAUUUUAAAGCUUUUCAGUUGACUGUCUCUCCUGAUAGAGAGGUUGCCCUGGUUGAUCUAGAUCAGCUAACUGAUGCUUAUCCACUGUAUGACUAUAUGGUAGGAGGAAGACGAAUGGUGACCCUGAAGAGGCACAUCCUCAUUUAAGAAAAGAAGAGAAAAAUGUCAAGUCCGGUCAUUCUGAGGAUUGUUUUUGGUGGGGAUGACGAUGCAAGAAAGCUUACACUUAAGACAGGAAUCCCAAAGUCUGUGGAUGACCUUGUACUUGAAAUAAUGACUGUUUUUGGGGUGAAUCAAAAGUUCAGGCUCCAGUACAAAGAUAAGGACUUUGGAAAUGAAUACAUGAAUCUCAUGUCAACCAGUCAAAUUGAAGACAGGGAUACCCUGAAAGUGAUUUUUCUAUCAACUGAUGACUGUAACUCCUGCAUGCAAGAGACUGCACCUGAUGCACCUUCCUGCUCCAGCAUUCGUGUUCCUUCACCCAGCUCAGCCUGUAGCUCUGACACUCUUGACACAAGAGAUGUUAGCCCUUGUGACAUUGACUCAGUCCAGGAAGUCAACUUGUCUGAUGACUCGUUUUCCAGCAGCGCUGAGACUGUCUUAGUUACGUCUUCAGAGUCGAGAACCAGUUCUUGGCCUCAGGUUUUUGUAGUUCCUCGUUUUUCAUGUUCUGCUGAAAUUCAGCUUCAGAGAGCUGACACAGAGUUCAACAAAAGUGGAAUGCUACUUAUUCCACCACCCAAACUAAGAGCUGACAUUCUUGAAGGCAUGGCUGAGGAGAUCUUUAGGUAUGCAGCAUACCCCACUGAUAGUCAGCUUGAUCAGGCAGCUGAAGCCUUGAUAAAUGCCCACCCUUGCUUGAGGGAAAAAGGAACUCGCACUGGGCAUGAAGGAUGGAAACACUACCUAAAGAUUAAGAUGGCUAAUUUUCGCUCUAAACUCAGCAAGAUUGGACACCCCGAAAUCACUGUGAACUCUCUUAGGAACAAGCGUAAAGGUCAGGGUAAAGCAGCAUCAAACAUCAAAAAGCCAAAAAAAGCUGAGGUGAAUUUCCUUCCUUGCCUUCCAAAAGGAGAAACAGCAGAAAGCAUGGAGAAGGAAAGAAUUGCUCUCUUAACUGAAGUAAAAAAGAAAAAUAACGAGGCAGUCGUUAAGGAAAAAAUGCACUUGACCUUCUCCUAUAGGCGGCAAGAGUUGGUUGAGGACUUGCCAAUGGUUACUGAUUUACAAAGCAGGUGGCCUGCGCUGUUCACAGUAAAUGAAAUAAACGCAGAAUUCAUGCGGAUAACGACUGUGCCACUUAUGUCAAAGUUCUUGGCACAGCUGGACAAAUACACUGCUAAUCUACAGAAGGUUUUCAGCAGCAAAGGAGGUGCUUCUGGACAGAAGAUAUCACGCAUUAUGGCAGUUGCAGACAACUGUGGUGACAUACACAUCAAACGAGAUUGUGUCAUACAGAGUCUGUGUGUGUACCUCAAUGAGGACAUGACAACAGUCAUCAAAGAAUUCCAGGACUGCAACCCUGAAGAAGCAGAAAGAGGAAUUUCUGAGACCACUCUGGGGCUUUUUGUGAUUCGCAAAGAAGGUGCUGGUGCUGAGGAUGAGCCGGGUGAUGUUGGAGUUGUGAUAGAGGGUGUAAAGCUGCUACAACACUUAAAGAGUAUUUCCUUUGGAUUAGUAAUGCUCUUCGGACUGAUCUACGCUCUCAACUUAAGCUACCUUCAAAGUCUCAAGUUCACAUUUGAAUUCUUCCAGAAGGUACUGAUGAAUUUAGAUGGCAGCAAGCUUUCCCCAAAGGUUCAAGCACUUAAAAUUAAAAUGUUUCAGUGAAUAGGACAUUCACUGUUUGCCUACAUGUUUCCAACAACUGGAGGGACAUUGAAAACCUUUAGACAAGAAUGCCCUGAAAGAAAUAUUUCUACAAACUGAUGACACUAACUCCAGCAUGCAAGAGACUGCACUUUCCUGCUUCCUGUAGCUCUGAAACUUUUGAUACAGGAGAUGUUACAUAUAUUGCUAUUGAGUCCAGGAAGUCAACUUUUCAGAUGACUCGUUUUCCAGUAGCGUUGAGGGUGUCUUGGGUUACGUCUCCAGUUCUUGGCCUCGUUGUAGUUUCUCGUUUUUCAUGUUCUGCUUAAAUUCAGUUUCAGAGAGCUAAAACAGAGUUCAACAAAAGUGGAAUGCUACUUAUUCCACCACCCAAACA